CAGAACAGCUCGUUCUUCAUGACCAACGAUUGGUGAUCGAGAAAAAGGACGGAAAAACAAUUGUUUUGUUGUCAAAAAGCUACUGUGUUUGUAAUGUGUUAAAAUGCAGCGUUUAGGAAGGAUGAAGAGAGAGUUAGAAAUGUUUGAGAGAUCUCCGCCACCUGGUAUUUCGUGUUCGAUGAAGAGUGAUAGCAGCGACAGUCUUGAGGCCCAAAUUAUUGGGGCAGAAAACACUCCUUAUAAUGGUGGACUUUUUCAUUUAGAAAUUCAGCUCCCAGAAAGAUAUCCAUUUGAGCCACCCAAGGUACGAUUUGUUACACCUAUUUAUCAUCCCAACAUUGAUGCUGCUGGACGAAUAUGCCUGGACAUCCUGAAGAUGCCUCCAAGUGGAAAUUGGAAGCCAUCUUUGAACCUGUUGACAUUAUUGACGUCCAUUCAACUGCUGAUGUCUGACCCAAACCCAGAUGAUCCUCUCAUGCAUGACAUUUCAAAUGAAUUUAAGUAUAAUCGUGAGCAAUUUAUGAAGACGGCUGUAACAUGGACAAAUAAACAUGCUUUAACUACGAAUUGUGUUGCAACAUCAAGUGAGAACAAGGAACCACAGGAUAAUUUGCAAGAUGAUUCAUUCUCUGAUAGUAGCAGCUCAGAUGAAGAAAUAGAAAAUAAUAAGAUAGAAAAUAAUAAUAUGGAAAAUAAUACGAUGAUCAAAAGAAAAGCAGAACUGGCUCCAUCAGAUAAGAAUACAAAGAAAGCAAAACAUAAUGGGAAUCAGUGUUGUUGAAACAUACAUUACAACCCAUAUGCUGUGUAUACUGUAAAUGAAAGUAGGGAUGUGAUAUUCUUCUUGUGAUAUCGAUAAUAAUAAUGUAUUUUAUAUUUUUUCAUAAUUAUUAUAAGAUGCAAUUAUGUCAAGCCAGUCACCUUGUUUUAUAUAUUAUAAUCAGACUGCUGGUUGUAGCCAGUGGCGUAUGUAGGGGAUGGCAUGGGGGAGGGUGCAGUACCCCCCAAAAAAAUUGCUCGUGUCCCCCCCCAGUCGCUCACCCAAAAAUCACGGUCAAUUAGUUAAAAAUCACCUAAAAUCACCAUAUUAGCGCCCCUCAACUGAUCAUU
This is a messenger RNA of Anneissia japonica, 1110 nucleotides long. Its product is annotated as ubiquitin-conjugating enzyme E2 T-like. The record is from RefSeq and is a predicted model, not a curated record. The coding region runs from base 104 to 781 and encodes 225 amino acids. The transcript has 6 exons. Lineage: Eukaryota; Metazoa; Echinodermata; Crinoidea; Comatulida; Comatulidae.